UAUAUCGUAUCGUAUUUGAAUAUUUUGUUCUAUUUUGGCCUAUAUCCUGUCCAGUAUGUUUUCCUUUUCAAUUGCCGUUUUGAUGUUUUGUGGAAUACAUUUGGUCUACAAUCAUGCAGGAAAUAUGUUUAGGACAUGGUGCAAACUUGGCAGUAUUUGAAACCUUAGAUAAACUGCUAUCGAUGAAACGUAAAUUAAAAAAGAUGAAUACUGGUUUAAGUUUCCACCUGGGUGGACGUAACAUCAACAGACAUAUUUCUGGGGGAGAUUGGCGAUGGCUUUGGAAUGGAAAGAUGACCAAGAUGAAAUACUUUGCAUUUGGUGAUGGACAACCAAAUGGAUCUUUUGGUAGCCCUCAAGACUGUUUGUUAUUAUAUGUUAAUAAUCGUUAUAACCUCCAUGAUAAUGAUUGCGACUAUUCUAAAGCAGGAUUUAUCUGUGAAAAGUAA
Molecule: messenger RNA, 449 nt
Organism: Mytilus trossulus (common blue mussel)
Lineage: Eukaryota; Metazoa; Mollusca; Bivalvia; Mytilida; Mytilidae
Exons: 3
Coding region: 114-449 (111 amino acids)
Source: RefSeq, a predicted model, not a curated record